AUGAAUGAUGAAGCCCUCGAGAUCGUCAAAGCACAGGUCACCCACGCCGUCCCUAAACAUCUCCCAUCCCUUACUUCGGGGAGUUACAUCGUCCCCCAAACGGCUUUUUCACUUUCUGCCCUGUUCCGCGCCACGCCGCUGGGCAAGUCGGCCGAGAGCAGCGGCGAGCAGAGCGGCGACGAGGACGACGCCUUCGAGGAGGGCGCGCUGACGGGCGAGGCGGGCGGCGGCGGCGGCAAGCUGAAGGCCAGCGGCCCGCUGGGGGCCAAGAAGCCCAAGGAGCAGCGCUCGCUGCGCCUCAGCAUCAACGCCCGCGAGCGGCGGCGGAUGCACGACCUCAACGACGCCCUGGACGGCCUCCGCUCGGUCAUCCCCUACGCCCACAGCCCGUCGGUGCGCAAGCUCUCCAAGAUCGCCACCCUCCUGCUGGCCAAGAACUACAUCCUCAUGCAGGCGCAGGCCCUCGAGGAGAUGCGGCGCCUGGUGGCCUACCUCAACCAGGGCCAGGCCCUCGGCACCCCGCUCCCGGCCGGCCUGGCGCCCUUCGGACAGACGCCGGCCGUCUACCCCUUCGCGGGCGCCGCCUUGCCCGCCGCCUGCCCCGAGAAAUGCACUGCCUUCGCCGGGGCCGCCUCCGGCCUUUGCAAACAUUGCAACGAGAAACCUUGA
Messenger RNA from Gekko japonicus, 669 nucleotides. It is a transcript of the gene BHLHE23, whose product is annotated as basic helix-loop-helix family member e23. The transcript is spliced from 2 exons. The record is from RefSeq and is a predicted model, not a curated record. Gene Ontology annotation, molecular function: protein dimerization activity. NCBI's taxonomy places the organism in Eukaryota, Metazoa, Chordata, Lepidosauria, Squamata, Gekkonidae. Bases 1 to 669 code for a protein of 222 amino acids.